This is a messenger RNA of Galeopterus variegatus (Sunda flying lemur), 1434 nucleotides long. It is a transcript of the gene TMEM176B, whose product is annotated as transmembrane protein 176B. The record is from RefSeq and is a predicted model, not a curated record. Lineage: Eukaryota; Metazoa; Chordata; Mammalia; Dermoptera; Cynocephalidae. The coding region runs from base 269 to 1162 and encodes 297 amino acids. Gene Ontology annotation, cellular component: membrane. Gene Ontology annotation, biological process: negative regulation of dendritic cell differentiation. The transcript has 7 exons.
UCCCUCCUCCCGCUGCCGCGGAGCCUCAGCCUCGGGCGGCUCCUCCCAGCGCGGCUCUGCCCGGCUCGGAGCGGAUCGGAGGACCGACAGCAGACCCUAGACAAACCAUAUCAGUUCAUUUUGGGAAGCGGCCCAAGAACGUGUGUGGUGAAAAGCUCUGCAAGUGAUUUGAAUUUGCAUCCCAAACUAAGGUCACUGUGACAUUGAUAUCUGCACUGGGAAGACCCUUUGGAUCUGGACAAGGAGACCGUUUACCUUCCCAUCACCCAUGCCAUGUACUCUUUUUUUUUUUAUCUCACCUAAUUCUCAGACUUCACUUUUGUACAUCUUCUCCCGGGCAGGCAAGAUGACCCAAAACAUGGUGACUGUGAAUGGAGUCGAUGUGGCCUCUACCCUGUCCCAGCCCACCCACAUCAACAUCCACAUCCACCAGGAAUCAGCUCUGACAGAACUGCUGAAAGCUGGGGGUUCCCUGAAGCAGUUUCUUUUUCGCCCUCGGGAUGCUGGCCCUUCCAAGGCCCGGAGGAGCCAUGAUCAGCUGGCUCUUGGGGUGACUCAGAUAUUGCUGGGGGUUGUAAGCUGUGCUCUUGGAGUGUGUCUCUACCUCGGGCCCAGGAUCCAGCUGCGUGCCUCGGGCUGUGCCUUCUGGGCGGGGUUUGUGGCUAUUGCAGCAGGGGCUGGGGCCAUCGUUCAUGAGAAGCAUCCGGGCAAACUUUCAGGCUGUGUGUCGGGUCUGCUCACCCUGGCUGGCCUUGCUACGGCUGUGGCUGCUAUUGUCCUCUGUGUGAACAGUCUAACCUGGCAAACUGAUGGCUUCUACUACAUUGACUCCGUGUGUAAUCGCCCAGACCCUGUCACCACAACCCCUGAGUACAGAUGGAUGCAGAAAAGACAUUACUACUUAGGCUGGGACGAGCAGAUGUGCAGAGACUACAUGAAGAUGCUGGUGAACUUGUUCCUAGCAGUCCGUGCCCUGCUCCUGGCUGUCUGUGUCCUGAUGGUCACUGUGACCUUGGCUUCUCUGGGAGUGGGUCUUCGAAGCUUGUGUGACCAGAGCUCCCAGCCCCUGGAUGAGGAAGAGUCAGAGAAGAAGCUGUUGGGGGAGAAUUCGGUGCCUCCGUCCCCCUCCAAGGAGAAGACUCCUGCUGCCAUCAUCCUGUGAGCAGCAAAAGCCGCUGCCUGGGCCCCUGCAUGUCCCCGUCCAGAGCAGCCCUGGGCCCAUGAGGAGGACGGUCCGCUCGCCCCAGGGCCCCCCACGACCCCAUUCCUCCUGCUUGCCUCUCUCUGGGCCACUGUCCAAUCCCCCUCUUUUCUUCUCUCCCACCGUCCUCACCCACCAUUCCCACUCCAGUGUCCUCAAGUCAGUGAACACAUAAUUGUCACAUUUUCCCCAAAGCUGAUUAAACAGAAAUAACCAGGAAAAAUAAUUUUGCA